AUGACACUUCAGACUAUCACUUGGAUGAGCGCCUUCCUCUGCCUCGCACAAGUUUGCUCCAUGCCCAUGCCUUGCCACCUACAGGGACAGCUGGUGCGAACAACCCACAACCUACUGAGAGACAUGGGGGGUCAUUUUCCUCUGGAGUGCCUGCAGCAGAAUGUCUUCCCGGCAUUCCCAGCCGCCGCAUUUGCAACCUCCGGCGCGCCACAGUUGAGCAGCAGUGGUGCUAAGGCUAUUUAUGAUACAUUGAAGAACAUCGACUCAUUGUUUGGAGCUGACGACCUGCCAACUAAGUGGGACCAACAGAAGUUGGAGAAUUUUAAGAAUAUUAUAUACCGCCAGAUUGAAGAGAGCAAAUGUAUGAUGGGCAGUGUGGAUACAAGUGAUUAUCCCAUCAGGGCAGAGGGACUGAAGACAUACUUUGGGAAGAUUGCAGCAGUCCUAAAAGAAAAGAAUUUCAGUUACUGCGCCUGGGAAGUGGUUCGAAAAGAACUCCUGUACACCCUACAGUUCAUUCUGAAACACAACUCUGAUAGCCUUCUGUGGUCCAACAGAACAUGAAUUUGAACUUGCAGAACUUUUUUUACAAUUGGGUUUUACAAUUGUGCUUGAUUUUAAAAGCCUACUAUUCUACAAUCAUGUAAUGUGCAAUGUCAAACUGCAAUAUUGUACAUGUAUUUAUUUAUUU
Molecule: messenger RNA, 691 nt
Organism: Coregonus clupeaformis (lake whitefish)
Lineage: Eukaryota; Metazoa; Chordata; Actinopteri; Salmoniformes; Salmonidae
Product: interferon alpha-1-like
Exons: 5
Coding region: 1-564 (187 amino acids)
Biological process (GO): defense response
Cellular component (GO): extracellular region
Molecular function (GO): cytokine receptor binding
Source: RefSeq, a predicted model, not a curated record